CUUGUUAAAUUUAUACAUUAGUAUUUGGCCUACACCACUUCCAACUUCUGUUUGGACUAAUAAAACAACCACCUUCGUUUACAACGCCCGCUAAUCAUAUUUCCCUGGUUGCAACCGGACAACGCGAGACAACGCACAGUCCAGAACAAAAAAUUAUUCGACCAACGGCCGAGACCACCAUUUGUCAGGAAAGUAUAAGCUAAUUACGUUCGUAUUAACUUUGAUAGUUAUUUGCCAAGUUAUUGGAGUCGCUGUCACUGGUAGUCCUGUCGUUCCCGCUGCGGAUCGUCUCCAACGUUGUGACACUGUCUGGCGGGCAGGUCAAGAGGCUCCCCAAGACUCUUUUGACGAAUGGAGAAUGACUCGCCCGUGAUGCAAUUAGCUCCUUCACUUCGCACACGCACGCCCUCUCGACGCCCCCUACCAAAUCUUCUUCCAUCACCUACUUCCUUGCUCCAACGCCGCACAGUGAAUGGAACUGUUUUCACUCAAGAAUUAGCCUUGCCGAUAGAACACCUUAUGCCCUUCACAGAUGAUGCCUCUUCUGUGCGAGACAGUUCCUCUCCAACGGCAUUCCAUUCUACUCGGCAGUCUCCACGCUUUUCCCGGCGCUUUGCUCCUCUCACACCCAUUAUCGCAUCCCCGUUGAGCACGCCCCCAGCCAGCGUGACAACUGAAGUUACCUUCAACUUGAACUCCGACACGGAAGAUGACAGGGAUGCAAAAUCUGCGCACCACGAGUCCUGCUGCGUGUCUUCACCCUCUGUGUCUUCACGACCACAUUCGUCUUUCGUCACUGCCUCCGUAUCUUUUCCAGAUCCUGCGCCUUCUAAAGAAUCCUUGGAGCUGACCUCGAAGCGACGAGCAUCACUCCCUCCAAUGACUAUUUCGAAAUCCCUUCCUACCAUCCCUCCCACCCCACCGCCUUUGUCACUGAAUAAACUGCAAAAUAAUACCUCCAGGCGGGGGACGAGAUCGUCGUCCAGAAGUCCGCUACGUGUGAGUAUCAGCGAACACGGUGAACAAGGACCACACCAAACAUAUCGAAGUGGCAAGUCAUCGUCGUCUCAAUCAGCACCGCGGACGAAACCAUUGUUCCACUUGCCCGAGGAUAAUUCUGACAAGGAGGAUGACGGAACGCUCGAGAGUUUGAAUGGAUAUCGUGAGGAUCCACCUGAAGGGGAGGAGUCUAGCCCGGAAGCUGCCAAUCACCCGCUUCAGGCGAAGGAUGAUCUCUCAGGAAAUAAGGACAAUGUGAGGAAAUGUCACGCACUGUUGGAGCUGCUCUCUACGGAAGUUGGAUACCUCUUUGACCUCAAGGUUCUUGUUACUGUGUACCUUAGGCUCUUACCCCGUCUGACAACUCGACCGCCGCAUUCUCCCUCAUCUAGCCUUGGGAUGCCUCAUUUCUCCCGUUCGUCUGCUUUCUCUCCGCCUUCGACCAACCCCGCGUUGCACACACAGUCUUUUCACCAUACCCCCGCGCCAUUCUCUCCUUGCGAAAAUAUACCCCCUGUUGUCAGUGGUCCGCCAGCACUGGCUCCUGUAACAAAGGAAAAAGACAAGUCUCUGAUGCGGCACGUAUUCUCUCCCGCUGACCUUGAUUUGAUAACUCGCAAUGCGGAGGAGAUUCUCAAGUUCCACGAACAACUAGUUUGUGAACUCAGGGCACUCGUUUCCCCUCUCGGCUUUCCGAUGGUUCUUGAUGGAGCUGAUAGGGACGUAACGGGAACGCAAAAAAAGUACGCCCGCAAUUUGGAGACGUUGCGCUCAGCGCUCGAUGCGGUUGCCACGAAGUUCAUUGAACGAGCACCCGAUUUCCGUCUUUACCAAUCAUUCUGCUCCGGACAUCCCGAAGCUUUUGAUGUUGUUCGAAAGGUUCAGCAAGAGUUCCCAGCCGAAUGGGAGGCAUUCGAGCAGCGAUGUACCACUAUGGCUACUGAAAUGCGCAUCGAUACCUCGUUUCACUCUACCACGGACAAAGAAGCCGUAGAUGACGCUGCCGUAGACGAUACUCUCAGUGAAAACGACUUGAUUGCGAAAAGGCGACGGCAUUCGCUUUCAGCCUUGGAUGCACCCAGUCGCCAGCAGAGUGUUUCACGCGUCAGGUCUAAUGCCAACCUCAAAGCCUCUGUCCUCAGUGCAUCUGAAACUGGACACUCAGAUCGGGGGCAAAUUGGCAGGAAGUCAAAGCUCGUAUUCAUGGACUACCUCAUCAAACCUGUUCAACGCAUCUGCCGCUACACCUUACUCCUUGAUCAGCUUCAAGAUCAUCCUCGAAACACAAACGGCAGCUCACGCGAGUCACGCUCCGUGUCUAAUGUAGAAGGCGGAUCGAGCGACGUGGGGGUCCAUGUGGUGCAAAGUGCGUUGAAUGCCAUGCGGACAGUCGCCAGUUCCGAUCUAGCAAUCAAGUCCUCGCUCAUUGCCUCACGAAUAUCCCAGGGAUUAGCACUAGUAACGGCACCCCAUUCCAGACAUCCAUCGCAAAAUCUUUCUUUCGGUUUCGUGUCAUCCCUAGGCCCAUGUCAUCUCGCGGGAUCAUUGGAUGUGAUCCACUACCAUGGCUUCAAUGCUAGUAGCAAUGGCACGGUUAAAGCCAAGUACCUUGGGGCUUUCUUGUACCCUGGCGGUUAUCUUGUGCUCGCCAAAGUUCAUAAAGUUAGGACUUACGAGCCAAAGCACUGGUUUUCUUUAGCGGGUUUUGACCUGGUCGACGCGACAAAAGACGAAGUUGGUUCCGUCCUUUCUGGCCGAGGUCACAUCUUCGAGUUUGCAGCGUCUUGCCGUCGCGAGAAGGAUGUCUGGAAGGCUGCUAUUCACCAUGUCCUCGAACUCCCUGGGGCAUGGAUGGGUGAACCGAUUUGCAGUUUUCGAGGCGAGUCUAAAGGGGCCUUCGUGCCGUCAUUUUUAGAAGAUAUGCCGUAUGAGGUGAUCAGUCCCCUGCCCACUAUCCAGUCUAUCCCCGAGCUGGAUAGUGAAACAUCUUCUUACAGAGACGAGAAGCACUCGCUAUGUGUCCACUCCGAUCCGCCGAAGUCGGGUCGGGUAUCUCACAAAACCGACCUGCCUCAGGGAUCCGACUCCGGUCAUCAGCCUGGUCCUAGCCGUCGCUCCUCUACAAUUUCAAAUAGGACAUAUCUUGGCCCGUUAUCAGAGUCGGAUACGAUUCAUCUUGUUCGGGCCACUGCCCCCGCACGGGAGCAAGUUGAUCGCGGACUUCUCGACGUGUUCUCGGAGGGCUGCCUCUCCGCUCGUUGCUAUGCGCAUACCCACGAAGAAGAGCUCUUCGAAGCAUCCACGGUGUCGCGGUCGUUUUCAAGGUCAAGUUCAGGAUUGACUAUGGCUGGCGCUAUGAGUGUGGCUGCAAAGAACCGCCUGACCAAGCGGGAGAGCGUGCUUGUGCCCAGGAGAAAGAGUUACCUAGAUGGCUUUAGCCAUCACGACGUCCCUGCCGUACCUUGCAUCCCACCAGCCAAGCUGGGCAAACGCCGCCAACCGACGAAGCUCAAGAUCAUUGCCGUUUCGAGGGCUCCAUCCUUGGAUGGAGAUGAAGGAAAAUUGGAGGUUCCCCCAGAGUCGCCUUCCCCUAUGUCACAGUGUUCAUCUGCCCCUAUCCUCCCUGGGCCGCUGCCCGCACCCGCCUCUGUGUUGUCAGGUGUGCCAUUUCGACCAGAGCUUGCAGCGCGGAAGGAAGCCUUUACGCCUAAGCGGAGCCGUUCAAUGGUUGAGAAUGUUCGAGUCCUCUUCUCGCGCUCUACUACAUCGCCAACGCUUCCCCUGUCUCGUGAGCCGUCUCAAUCGAAGCACCUACUCAAGUGGUGGUCGAAAGGGACACUUCGCAGAAGGGUCCGCAGUGCACCCGAUGUUCCAAUCGAAGAGCUUCCCUCGGAUGCAACCACCAUGUCUCUCAAUAAUCCAGUUCCAAGCUUUCACCCUUCCUUGGCGUCCACAGAUCGUCCAAUGUCUCAACCUGAUUUGCUGCGCUUAAACAUGUUUCCACAACCUGCUCCUGGUUCAGUUGCUGGGGAGUUUGGGGUUGGAACAUCAGCGCCAGUGCGAUUGCGGUCGUUGUUUGGAUCGCACAGUCUCCACCGUCGUUCGACCACUGCGACCACAGGUUCAUCAUCUCCAAGUAGCCAGGACGGUGGAACUCCACGCACUGUGCGCAUGCGCCGCAAUCUCUCAUUUUUGUCACGACUUACCCCCAUGACACCGGAUACUGUUCUGCAAAGUUCAUGAUCAUAAAACCAUUGACUGACUUCAUUAUUGUACAAUCAUUCAUCGCCGCAUAUCUUAUGAUACCAGGAUCAAUUCAUACAAUCCCUUUUAUUUCGUUCUUUUCAUUGUCUUAUGUCGCCACGUCAUGCACGACAUACUGUACACCUAGGAAUGCAUUGAUCGUCUUUUGAGG
Suillus paluster is the source of this 4414-nucleotide messenger RNA. RefSeq lists its product as uncharacterized. NCBI's taxonomy places the organism in Eukaryota, Fungi, Basidiomycota, Agaricomycetes, Boletales, Suillaceae. Gene Ontology annotation, molecular function: guanyl-nucleotide exchange factor activity. The coding region runs from base 352 to 4242 and encodes 1296 amino acids. The record is from RefSeq and is a predicted model, not a curated record. The transcript is spliced from 9 exons.